Molecule: messenger RNA, 927 nt
Organism: Lathyrus oleraceus (garden pea)
Lineage: Eukaryota; Viridiplantae; Streptophyta; Magnoliopsida; Fabales; Fabaceae
Exons: 2
Coding region: 1-927 (308 amino acids)
Source: RefSeq, a predicted model, not a curated record
AUGACAGUAGUUGCGUAUGCUGAGAAAUUUGAAGAUAUGGCUGCUUAUUCUAUACAGGCCGAGUACGCACCAGAUGAGAAGUGGAAGAUUGAUCAAUUCCUUUUUGGUCUAAGAGGUGAAAUUUCUCAUAGUGUUUCUCAAAGGGAAUUUACUACUUAUGCUGAAUUGUUAAGGCAAUGCUCUAUGGCUGAGACCAGUUUGAAGAAAGUUCAAGAAGAAAUAGAUCAUUAUAGGAGUGGACAGAAGGACCAAGGGAGGCCGGGUAACCAGUUUAGGCCUAGACCUCAAUCUUUUAAGGGAAAACAAGUACAACAUGCAAGACCUAACCAUCCUCCACAAUGUCAAGUAUGUAAGAGGUCUCAUUUUGGAAGAUGUGCUGGAAGUGAAAUUAAGUGUUUUACUUGUCCGAGGGAGGGACACAUGGCUAGGGAUUAUCCUCAGAAUAAGAAUCAGAUGCAGGGGAGGAGCACUAGUCGAGUUUAUACUUUGGAUGCAAGGAAGGCUAAGAUCAAUAAUGCCUUAAUUGUUGGUAUGUUUCUUUGUAUGAAGCGUCUUGGCUUGCAAGCAAUUCCCUUGUCGCCUCCUAUGGUGGUUACUACCGCCAUGGAUGAUGUGGUUGAGACACCGUUAAUUUGUGAGAAUUGUUCUCUCUCGGUGAAUGGUAGAAUUUUCCAGAUUGAUCUUAUUUGGUUACCACUUAAGAAGGUUGAUGUGGUUUUGGGGAUGGAUUGGCUUUCCGCUAAUUCAGUGUUUAUUGGAUGUGAAGAGAAGUUGAUUAUCAUUCCAUCUAGUGAAGCUACUCCAAAGGAUGUAUUAACUACUAUCUUGGAAGGUACGGUUCGCAUGGUUAGUUUCUUAUUUGAGAAGGAAAUGCCAGUUCUCUUGGUUCUCACCAAGGAAUAUAGCGACAAUCUGAAUGUUAAGUAA